Lolium rigidum is the source of this 623-nucleotide messenger RNA. RefSeq lists its product as uncharacterized. Lineage: Eukaryota; Viridiplantae; Streptophyta; Magnoliopsida; Poales; Poaceae. The transcript has 3 exons. The coding region runs from base 24 to 623 and encodes 199 amino acids. The record is from RefSeq and is a predicted model, not a curated record.
CAUUGGCUGCGAACCCACCAGGCAUGGUUUCAUCAUCUGUGCCAAACACAGCAGGCCAGGGGCCUCACCCAACCACACACAAUGGAGCUGGCACCGUGAGCUCUGCAACAUCAGGAAAUGCCCAACUACAGAGUGAACUUCUGGGUUCUCAUCAUGGACAAACAUUACCGAGUGUGCAAUCUCAUGUAACUGGUGCAGGUACUUCGCAUUCAAAUACAUCUGAUCCCUGUUUGACACUACAAGAUAGCAGUACUGUGAAUGUUUCCACUGGCGAUGUGGAUAACAUUAGGACACAGUCUCGGGAACUGGCAGCAGCUAGCUUAGCAGGACAGCUGACAGAGACAUAUACUGGCGAUGUUCCUUUAAGCACAUCAGCAGGAAGCUCUGAAUUGAAUAACAAGCCCUCAGAUGGAGUAACUGGAGAGUCUACUAAACCUAGUGCUAGUGGCAGUUCUGGACCGCUUGGUCUUGGUGGUGGUCUGCAGCCUAAGAGACGUAACAGAGUAGCAAAGCCAUCUGGGACUAGCGGCGAUUCUGGCGAAGCAAGAAGCUGUUUUGAUGGGGCAGCAGGCUCUGCAGGCCCUAGUUUCGAGAAGUGCCAAUGCAAGCAGCGGCAGUGCUAA